Messenger RNA from Corythoichthys intestinalis (scribbled pipefish), 2800 nucleotides. RefSeq lists its product as uncharacterized. The transcript has 5 exons. The record is from RefSeq and is a predicted model, not a curated record. Bases 1 to 690 code for a protein of 229 amino acids. NCBI's taxonomy places the organism in Eukaryota, Metazoa, Chordata, Actinopteri, Syngnathiformes, Syngnathidae.
AUGCACGUACGAGAAUCAGAGUUCGGCUUUUAUUUUGAAACCCGCUCAUCCUCUUACGCAAUUCCGUCCUGCAUCCCGCCGAUAUGCCCUCGGCCAGACCUGUCAAUCAUCACUACGAGUGACGUCACGGGGGAUUUGCUACAAUGUCAAACAUCGUCGCGUUCAAGCACCGGACUCGUUGACCUUUUAGGUCCCUUUGCGUGUUCCACAUGUGUUCGAGAAGCGGGUAAACUCGGCUCAAUCAUCAUGACCCGUAAUUCCGAGGGAUACGGAACUGAGGAGGAAUGCGUGCUGUCCGACCCCCAAGGAGAAAGCGACGCGGAUGCAGAUAUAGAAGACGCCGACUGCAGACUCCAAGAACCCGGCUCGCUCCAGCGGAUCAGCUCCAGGCGCCGCAAACGGCAGCGACUGGCUCGGCAGGACACCACUGAAAGCGAAGACGACGGCGGGCUCUCGCACGCGUCGCAUCGAUGGAACUUGCGGCUCAGCCCGGAUCGGACGCACAGCCGGACCAUCCUGGAGGAGAGCAUCUCGCAGGUGAGACCGCUUAUCAUCUCCAGGUCAAAGCAGCGAGAACCGGCUCCAGAACCUCGCACGUGGACGCCUUCUUUGGCGCCCCCGCUGGUGGUCGUUUUCCUCGCCAUCGCGGCAGCCAUCGCGUCCUUCCUGCUCCCGUGGGUCAGAAACUGACGAGCGGAGAGCCUGUCGGAAUCAAGCACAAACAUUAAACACCUUCAUUUUAUUUGUGUCAAUGUCAAACGUCGGAACGUUCAUCAGAACGCGCACUCCCAACAAUGACGACUAUGCAAGUCCCGUGGUUUCUACUGUGCUAGUAGGGCCCAGUGCUGAAGAAAGCCCUUGAUGUCCUUGCCACCAUUUGGCCCCGCCCACUACCUUCUUCAGGAAAUGCGACCAGAACCACUUUUAAAAAGCAAUACCCGGAGUUGUGCACCAUUUUAAAACAUGUCGUACCAUCAUCUACCUUAUUUUUUUGGACUAUAAGUCGCACUUGAGUAGAUGUUGUACCAACCUAAAAAUGCACAAUUAAGAGAAACAAGUAAGAGCCAUUGGAGGUUGAAGGCUGCCCUCUACUGACUAACUCAUCACAGACGGGCAACAAUAAUUUCACACAUAACUGUUCCAUUUACAAUUUCUCAAAAAAAUUAUAGCCUAAAAAACACAAAAUAGCUUCUUUACCAAACUCUCAACCAUAGACUCCACCAUCAGUUGACAUGGCAGCUCCCACAGACAUUACGCUACGCCUGACCGUAGGGGACCGACCCGGGUAGAGUUGGCUUUCACUGUGAUAAACUCAAACAUACACUACGUUCUAACCCUGGAUUUAGGUGGAAAUAGGACGAAGGUUUUACUGCAUACAAGAAGGCAGGAGUGUCUCAAGAGUGAUUUGGUCAAGGAUUCAAGGUAAAUUUUAUAUUAAAUAACACCAUGCAUGCACUUUGAAAAAAGGCAUAUAAAAAAUUAGCGUAACAUUAGUUCGAAAUAUUUACGUAAAAUGAAUGAUAACUGCCCGUUUUUUGCUUUUAACCCAUGAUCUAGACUGUUUCGCGUUCAUAUCUGUAGAAAUUCUGUGAUUUAAGCAUUUAUUUACAAGAAUUUUCAACUCAAAAAGCUCCUUGUUUUGUGACGGCCGCCAUGUUGGAUUACACAAUACCGUAACUUUUUCUUGAAAUAUUUAGGUACGAUGAAUGAUAACUGCCCGUUUUUUGCUUUUAACCAAUAAUCUAGACUUUUACAUUCAUAUCUACAGAAAUUCCACAAUUUAACCAUUUAUUUACAAGAAUUUUUAACUUAAAAAGCUCUGUUUCGUGACGGCCGCCAUGUUGGAUUUUGUAUCUCUACACAAUAGUGGAAUUUAACCUAAAUAAGCUGUGAAUGUAGAUAGAAAAGAAAAAUGCAAAUUUUGCUUUUGUUGAGUAAAAUUAUGAUUCUGAAUGCUUUCCACAAGUAUUAAGUUUCUCAUGAGAAAGCUUAGUGAUUUUUUAGCAAAAACGUACAUUGUUAAAUAUUGCUAUUGAUCCUGAAAAUAUAGGUGAUUUUUGAGCAUCAAGCGUAAAAUUUGAGAAUUUUAUAGCCGUUUUAAGUUUUGUUAUACUUGUACAAAAAAAUAAUUAAUUGGGAUUUUAUUAGGGAACGACUUAGAAUUUUUUGAUGUCGCUGCUCAUUUAGACUCAUAUAUGCCUAAGGGAGGUGCCUGUUUUGGUUUUAGGUCGCUAGCAGCUUUUGUUUUGAAAAAAAUUGAAGUUUUUGAAAAUAGGCCCCCUACGGAUCGGCCCCGUGUCCCGUCAACUGAUAGUAAAGUUUAUGUCACAACCAUAUAUACGUCGCACCUGAGUUUGUCACGGGUCCAGCCAAAAUAUGGGAAAAAAACGGCGACUUAUAGUCCGAAAAAUACUGUACGUUUAACUAAUUGAUGAGCUAAUAAUGCCUGCUUGACAAUCUGUAGUUGAAUGCUAUACUGUAAUAUUAAUCAUCGCUUUAACCCUUCAUAGGGCAAGUGACUAUUUUUAGUAAACAAAAAACAACCCGGCGUCCACAUAUGUGGACAUCACAUUUUGGGUCAUGUUGUCCAUAGAUGUGGACACCGGGUCACGAUUACAUGAAUGAACUAAACCAGAAAUACUCUCUGGUUAUGGCCUCAAAUAACUCAAAAUAGGAUUCAACUCUUUGCCUGUCAUUGCCAGCAUUCGACGUCUAACGCAGUUAGCGGCAGGCCAAUGAGUUAAAUGACUGCCCUAUGAAGGGUUAAGUGUCUCGAGGGUCCACUGUGUUUCAAUAAAAU